Uloborus diversus is the source of this 1056-nucleotide messenger RNA. RefSeq names its product 1,5-anhydro-D-fructose reductase-like. The coding region runs from base 1 to 987 and encodes 328 amino acids. Gene Ontology annotation, cellular component: cytosol. The record is from RefSeq and is a predicted model, not a curated record. Gene Ontology annotation, molecular function: aldose reductase (NADPH) activity. NCBI's taxonomy places the organism in Eukaryota, Metazoa, Arthropoda, Arachnida, Araneae, Uloboridae. The transcript is spliced from 10 exons.
AUGGAUGCCGUCCAGUACAUUGAAUUUUCAGAUGGUAACAAAAUGCCAAUAAUUGGAUAUGGAACUUCACUGGCUGAUAAGGAAGAUUCCCUUAUACCAGCUGUGGAAGCUGCAGUUGAUGCAGGAUAUCGUCAUAUCGAUACAGCUUUCCUUUAUAAAAAUGAACCUAUCAUCGGGAAAGCUCUUCAGAAGAUUUUCAGCAAAGGUGUUGUGGAAAGAAAGGACUUGUUCAUUACCACAAAGCUUCCCGUGAAUGGCUUUAAAGAAGUGAAAUACUUCUGCCAGAAAUCGUUGUCCAACUUGCAGCUCUCGUAUGUUGACCUCUACUUGAUUCAUUGUCCAAUGGCUUCAAAGAGAACUGAAUUGGAUGAAGAGGUGUACACCGUAGAUGAAACUGGAACUUAUCAAGGAGAUUACACAAUUGACUUAGUGACAACUUGGAAAGCAAUGGAAGAACUUGUUGACGAAGGGUUAGUAAAAUCCAUUGGACUCUCAAACUUCAAUAGUCUACAAAUUCAGAGAAUAUAUGAUAAUGCAAGAAUCAAACCUGCCAAUUUACAGGUUGAGUGUCAUGCUUACCUUCCUCAAUAUGAGUUGCACGAUUUUUGUAAGAAGCUGAAUAUUUCUUUCACAUCGUAUGGUUCUCUUGCAUCUCCUGGAUUUGUUGAAUAUAUGGUUAACGCAGGAAUGGGCUCUCAAAAGGAACGCCUUUUAGAUGAUGAGAAAUUGAAGCCAAUUUGUGCAAAGCAUGGGAAGACUCCAGCUCAGGUUCUUUUAAGGUAUCUGGUGCAACGUGACAUUGCAGUGAUUCCAAAGAGCGUAAAAUCUGAAAGGAUAAAAGAAAAUAUUCAGAUUUUCGACUUUCAACUGGAUGAAGAGGAUAACGCUGCUUUAAGAGCAAUGCAGAAGAAUCUUCGUAUUUUUGAUUUUGACUUUUUGAAAGGAAUGAAGGAUCAUCCGGAAUAUCCUUUUAAUAUACCUUUCUAAACUGAACGUGGGGCUGCUGUGUAUUUUUUGUAUCUAUUGUUCAUAUAUUUUUACUUUAAUAAAAUAUUU